AUGUUUAAUUUGUUUACUUUUCCAAUAAUGUAUACGAUUUUGACGGUUAAAAUCCAAAGGUUUUUUUUUUUUUUACAUGCUUUUAUUUCACGUAUUUGAGGGAGGACAUGCAGGAGCCACACCAUCACAAGCCCAAUAAUCAACGAGUAAUUAUCGCUUGUUUGGCUUUUAUGUGCAAUACAACAUCUACACAAAAGUCUGUAGUUAAUGUGGCGUUUACGAUGCGAAACUGCGAGCGACGCGUCUCAAACGCCGCACUACAGAAACACGCGGAGCAGCGCAGUGUGCAAAGUAGGUGCGCAAGACUGACUCGGUGGUUGCGCCCGUGUGUUUCUUUCGGGUAGAAACGUGUGUUCUAGUGUGAGCGGCCACGCUGGUACACUCUGAUUCCUGCCGGACCGGCGGACAGAACCGUCCUGCUCCUGUGUUGUUGUUGGGGUUUAUUUUGUCAGCGGACGCUGAAGCUUUUCAAACCCAGCGAGGAGAAGGAGGAGGAGUAGAAGGAGAAGGAGAAGAAGAAGAGCUUCAGUCCGCAGCUUUACUGAGCCCGCAGGUCUAUCACAGCCUGGCCGUGUGUGUGGAUGAUGGAGGAGAAGCCGCUGAGAGUGCUCUCUUGUGGGGACGUUGAAGGUAGAAUCACUGCGUUGUUCAACCGGGUGAACACAAUCCAGAAAAAGAGCGGGCAGUUUGAUUUAUUAUUAUGCGUUGGUGAAUUCUUUGGUACGUCUCCUGAGGCUGAAGCUGAGUGGGAAGCAUACAAGUCUGGUGCUAAGAAAGCUCCCAUCCACACAUACGUUCUGGGGGCCACCAGCCAAGAGACCGUGAAGUACUUCCCCAGCUCUGAUGGUUGUGAAUUGGCUGAAAACAUCGUCUGUUUAGGCCGAAGGGGUAUUUUCACAGGAGCUUCAGGCCUCCAGAUUGCAUAUGUCAGUGGCAGAGAAGCUCAGCAGGAGCCAGCGCCUGCACACUGCUUCACUGCAAAAGAUCUCACAUCCCUGCUUACUCCUCUGGUGUCCAGCUCGAAGUUCAAAGGAGUUGACAUCCUCCUGACCUCUCAGUGGCCUCGAGGAGUGUGGCAGUAUGGGAACAACCCGGAAAUUGACACAAAGUUCUGUGGAGUUUCCUCCGUCGCAAAUCUUGCAGAAAAGCUGAAGCCUCGCUACCACUUUGCCGCAUUGGAAGGGGUUCACUAUGAGCGGCUGCCAUACAGAAACCAUGUGGUUCUUCAAGAGAACGCACAACAUGUCAGUAGAUUUAUCGCCCUGGCAACAGUUAACAACCCUGCUAAGAAAAAGUAUUUGUAUGCAUUUAACAUUGUCCCGAUGAAAUGUAUGGACGCCGUGGAGCUGGUCAAACAGCCUCAGGAUGUCACAGAGAACCCUUACAGAAAACCACUGAAAGAGGGAAAGAAGUAUAAACCUCCUCCCUCUGCAGUUGAUGAGGAGGAACCUGUGUCUCAGUUCUUCUUUGAUCUGGGCCAGAAGAAGCAGCAGCAUCACCGGCACCAGCAAAAUCAGGGUGCAGGUCGGAAGCGGCAGUCGGAGGGUGACGGAUCCAGCCAGCCCAAACAACCUCGCAAACCCCCUCAGCCUACUGGACCCUGUUGGUUCUGUUUAGCCAGCCCUGAGGUGGAGAAGCACCUGGUCAUCAGUAUUGGGACACAUUGUUACAUGGCUAUGGCUAAAGGCUGCCUCACCCCAGACCAUGUGUUGCUGUUGCCCAUUGGACACUACCAAUCUGUGGUGGAUCUGCCGUCUGAUGUGGUGGAAGAGCUGGAGAAUUACAAAAGUGCCAUCAGGAAAUUCCAUAAGAGCUGCGGCCGGCGCUGCAUUCUGUUCGAGAGGAACUACCGCAGCCAGCACCUUCAGUUACAGGUGGUGCCCGUGCCCAUGGAGAGGUGCAGUACAGAGGACAUUAAGGAGGCCUUCAUGGUGCAGGCGCAGGAGCAGCAAAUGGAGCUGAUGGAGAUACCAGAGCACACAGACCUCAAACAGAUUGCUCCACCAGGAACUCCUUAUUUCUAUGUGGAACUGGAUACAGGAGAAAAGCUGUUUUAUCGCAUCAAGAAGAACUUCCCAUUACAGUUUGGCAGGGAAGUGCUGGCAAGCGAGGCAGUGUUGAACAUCCCAACGCGAUCUGAUUGGAGAGACUGCAAAAACAGCAGAGAGGAGGAAGAGGCUCUGACGAAACAAGUCCGUUCCGACUUCCAGCCCUUCGACUUCACUCUGGAUGACUGAAGAACGUGUCCAAAACAAUUACUGUUUCUCAGGCAUGGACACACUUUCACUCAGCCCAUUUGUUCUUGCUGAAUGCAUCUGUUUUUCAUUCAUAGUACAGAUUUUCAGAUUUUCUUUUUUAUGCUUUUAACCAGAUGUUGGAGCUCUUUGCUCUCACUAUUUUGAUUGAACCAGUGACCACCAGACAAUGAUUGUCCCAUGAACAACAACUGGAGGACUUGUUCUGGACUUUUUUUGGUUUUAAAUUCAUAUUUUGGAAGUAACAGUCUGGUAGUAGAUAUUAUAUAGUCAAGGUUGUCUUUUUUUAUCAAAUAAUUGUGUAUUAAAAAUACUUUUUCAGCU
Molecule: messenger RNA, 2579 nt
Organism: Pygocentrus nattereri (red-bellied piranha)
Lineage: Eukaryota; Metazoa; Chordata; Actinopteri; Characiformes; Serrasalmidae
Gene: cwf19l1
Product: CWF19 like cell cycle control factor 1
Exons: 15
Coding region: 582-2237 (551 amino acids)
Biological process (GO): mRNA splicing, via spliceosome
Cellular component (GO): post-mRNA release spliceosomal complex
Molecular function (GO): RNA lariat debranching enzyme activator activity
Source: RefSeq, a predicted model, not a curated record